Messenger RNA from Aspergillus eucalypticola CBS 122712, 482 nucleotides. RefSeq lists its product as uncharacterized. The transcript has 2 exons. The record is from RefSeq and is a predicted model, not a curated record. Lineage: Eukaryota; Fungi; Ascomycota; Eurotiomycetes; Eurotiales; Aspergillaceae. The coding region runs from base 1 to 246 and encodes 81 amino acids.
AUGAAGACCUCUUUGGCCUCUGCGGUUAUUCUCUUUACUUCGGUGCUGGCAGCGCCUGUCCCGAAGAAGGGGAACACACCUGCCGAUAGUGGAAACGCCAAUGCGAAUGUCGAUAUCCCCACUGGCCCCGGCCCCGUGUGCACCAAUACCGAGAUCUGUCCAUAUGAGGCCGGUGACAGUCAGUAUGCGCGCCGCCAGGAGCCUAUCCCGGCUGACCUUCUGGCCUCCAUGCUUGGGCGCCGCUAGGAGCCUAUUCCUACUGAUGCCAUCAUCUCGCUGGCUGGUGGAGGCCUAAAGAGAAUUGAGGAGGACGCUAUGGGCUCGUACUAAGUCCGUCAUAUGGUAUUCAGGAUGCUGUUAUGCUCCUCGAAUUAUGCCCCUGUCCUUAAAGUGUCUUUCUCUCAGUCCUUUCUUAUUUUCCAGAGCAUUCAACAUGCGAAGAAAGCGGGAAAUGACAACUGAGGGUGAACCUAGUAGCGUAC